Molecule: messenger RNA, 1695 nt
Organism: Gamsiella multidivaricata
Lineage: Eukaryota; Fungi; Mortierellomycota; Mortierellomycetes; Mortierellales; Mortierellaceae
Exons: 1
Coding region: 1-1695 (564 amino acids)
Source: RefSeq, a predicted model, not a curated record
AUGGCGUCCUUCCCCCGCGCCAAAGUAGACUCGUCCACCCAGACGGACCCUCCCCUACCCUUCACGGCGCUCCUCGACCGAACCCUCGACAGGGUCGAGGCCACCGUUCCCCUGAACCUCUCCUCCAUAACCUUCUACAUCCGCCGCCACCAUCUCUCGCGGAUAGAGCAGAUCGAAGCCCUCCUCUCCGAAAACUUCUUCUUCAAAGCCGUCCUCUUCCGUAUCGGUCUCCGACCCCAACACAUCUUCUCCUUCCUCUGUCUCCUCACCCUCUACGGCUGCCGCCAACUCUACCGUCGGAGCGUCUAUCUCACCACCAACCUCUGUGCGGUCGCCUACCCAGCCUACUGCUCCAUCAAAACCAUCAACAGCGAGCCCAUUGCCCCUCCGCGCGGUCUCGGCCUCGAACCAACAGAGUAUGGCCCCCUCUACUCUGCCCGCCGACCCAAUAGCACUUACAGCAGCAGCGGCAGCAUCCGGUCCGGUCGGCAGCGCUCGCGAAGACAGCGUAACAGGAUGAGUAACUCCAUGAACGAGGACUCGAUGCAGAGCAGCAACUCCUACAGCAGCAGCCAAGAGGACUUUGACGACAGCCGACGUUCAGAGGCCUCUUCUUGGGGCCGACCAUCGGACUAUUCCAACUACUCAGAGGACAAUAUCACCUCGACCAGUUACUCUGGCUCCAUGACAGUCGAGGAAAAGAUGAAGCAAAGGAUGCGCCGUCGAUGGGCCAAGUUUUCGCAGACACGCAAGGACAAGGCAACGCGACAAUGGCUCGCCUACUGGAGCAUCUACGGAACCGUCCAAGUGAUCGAUACAUGGUCGUCAUUCCUGCUCGACUGGAUCCCGGGUUACAAUCUCGGCAAGCUCUUGUUCCUCUGGUGGGCUCAACGCCGUGGCGCCACACUCGUCUUCGAUUACUUCCAACCACUGAUCCAGUCUAAGAACAAGGAUGGCCGUGAAGUCGCCCGGAAGCCUAGCAACCGCAGUCUGAACUCGGAAAUGUCGCGUCAUGAACGUGGCGGUUCGUCAGGUGGACCUAGCGGAUCGAGACCUACAAGUAUUCAGAUGCUACCUUCGGCCUUGGCGCAGCAACACCAGCAGCAACACCAGCAGUACCAGCAGCAGCAGCCACAAUAUCAACAGCAACAGUUCGAGCAGCAGUUCUAUGGCAAGGGUGGUGCUUCACGCAGAGACACGGCUACGUUUCGCGAUCUGAACCAGGGUCGUCGCAGGAGAGAGGAUUACUACGAGGACGAGGAAGACGAGAACGACUUUCAUGACCAUCGCAAUUAUCAACAGCAGUUCAUUCGGGACCAACAAAAGCAGCAUCAGCAGCCGUUGGAUCUCCGCCGCGAAUUGAUGAACAGCUCACCUCACGAUUCCGGUGCCUUUGCAGAGACACCCUUGUUCGAGUCGGCCGAGAGUGUCUGGAGUGCACCACCUAUUUCGACGAGCAUGUUGGCCGUAGACGAUAUCGGUGGUAUGACUAGAAUGGCGACACACAGUAAUAAUGCCACGCCUACGCCUAUGUCUGUCCAGGAACAGUAUCUUCGUCUGCAUCAAGUUCAUCAACAACAGCAGCAAGCGCAGAAGUCACUGCAGCCCCUGUCCCAGGAUGCCAAUUCUUACGCCGUAGCUUCAACCAUCCACUGGAACCCAUCGACAUCAACCAGCGCUACAUCCACGGACUAA